Molecule: messenger RNA, 1088 nt
Organism: Pezoporus flaviventris
Lineage: Eukaryota; Metazoa; Chordata; Aves; Psittaciformes; Psittacidae
Product: serum amyloid P-component-like
Exons: 2
Coding region: 237-920 (227 amino acids)
Biological process (GO): innate immune response
Molecular function (GO): complement component C1q complex binding
Source: RefSeq, a predicted model, not a curated record
UCCAGCCUUGGGCUCCAUCCCUUUGUCCCUGGGGAUAGGAUGGGAGGGUGGAGGUGAAGCCCCCCAGGGCACAGCUCCAGGGCUGCCCCGUGCAGGCGGGUGACCCAGGGCCCUGUGACGGCGUGAAAUUGCUCCUCCUGGAAUGGGCUUGGGAUUGGGGGGGGGAUGAAAUUCCCCUCCCACCCUUCCAGCCCAUAAACCCGGCGGCUCCCGGUGCAACCACAGCAGCCGGGACCAUGGCACCGCUGCGGCUCUGGCUCAGCGUCCUGGCCGGGCUCCUGGGGACCGGGGCACAGGAAGACCUGUACCGCAAGGUGUUUGUGUUCCGGAACGACCCCAGCGAUGCCUACGUGGUGCUGCAGGUGAAGCCAGAGCAGCCGCUGCUCAACUUCACCGUGUGCCUACGCUCCUACACCGACCUCACGCGGCCCCACAGCCUCUUCUCCUACGCCACCAAGGCGCAGGACAACGAGAUCCUCCUCUUCAAGCCCAAACCGGGCGAGUACCGCUUCUACGUCGGCGGCAAGUUCGUCACCUUCCGCAUCCCCGAGAGCCGCGGCGACUGGGAGCACGUCUGCGCCGGCUGGGAAUCGGGCACCGGCAUGGCCGAGUUCUGGCUGGAUGGGAAGCCCUGGCCACGCAAGGGGCUCCAGCGGGGCUACGCGGUGGGGCCGGAGGCGGUCGUGCUGCUGGGGCAGGAGCAGGAUGCCUUCGGGGGGGGGUUUGAUGUCUACAACUCCUUCUCGGGCGAGCUGGCCGAUGUGUACCUGUGGGACACGGUGCUGAGCCCCGACAGGAUGCGGGCGGCCUUCCAGUCCCUGCGCCUGCCGCCGGCGCUGCUGGCCUGGAGCAGCCUCAGCUACAGCAUCAAGGGGGAUGUGGUGGUGAAGCCGCGGCUCCGGGCGGCGCUGGGGGCCUGAGGCGCUGGGAUGGAGCGGUCCCAAACCCCCCUGUGUCCCGGUCCCAGCACCCCCUCGCCUCUGCAACCACCGGGAGGGAGCAUCUGCGUGGUACAGCCAUGGAGAUCCGGGUGGGAUGGAGAUGGGAGCUCUGUUGGGAAGGAGGUGGGAGCUCUGUUGGGAUGGAGA